AUGAUUCCUUCCUUCCUUCCUUCCUUCCUUUUGCACCUUUUUUCCUUCCCUUCUUCCGUUUCUUUCUUUCUUUUAUUUUUCUUUUCCUUUUACGUAUCUUUCUUUUCUUUUCUUUUCUUUUUAAGGAUUUUUCAUAUAUUCUCUCUCUAUAUAUUUACUCCUUCUUCCGUUUCAUUCUUGUUUCUUCAAUUGGUCUUCACUUAUUUUUCAAAUGAUUCCUUCCUUCCUUCCUUCCUUCCUUCCUUCCUUCCUUCCUUCCUUCCUUCCUUCCUUUCUUUUUUACGUUCCUUCCUCUCUAUAUAUUUACUUUCUUUUUCAUUCGAUUUUUCAUAUAUUCUCUCUCUAUAUAUUUACUCCUUCUUCCGUUUCAUACUUGUUUCUUCAAUUGGUCUUCAAUUGGUCUUAUUUUUUUCAAAUGAUUCCUUCCUUCCUUCCUUCCUUCCUUCCUUCCUUCCUUUCUUUCUUUCUUUCUUUCUUUCUUUUACGUAUCUAAGGAUUUUUCAUAUAUUCUCUCUCUAUAUAUUUACUCCUUCUUCCGUUUCAUUCUUGUUUCUUCAAUUGGUCUUCACUUAUUUUUCAAAUGAUUCCUUCCUUCCUUCCUUCCUUCCUUCCUUCCUUUCUUUCUUUCUUUCUUUCUUUCUUUCUUUCUUCCUUCCUUCCUUUUUCUCGUAUCUCUUUUUCUUAGACCUUUUUUCGUGUAUUCUCUCUCCUUUCGUUUCAGCUUUAUUCACCCUUUCUUGGUCCUUCUAUUGGUCUUCACUUAAUUUUUCCAAGGAUUCUUUCUUUCUUACUUUCUUUCUUUGUUUUUUUCUUUUCUUUUCUUUAGAAUUUCAAAUUUCUUUUUAUCUUUCUUUUUCACUCAACAUAUCUCUUACACAUUCUUUUUCUAUGUCCUUUUUUAAGUGUCCGGAAUCCUUUUUUCUCUGUCUUCUUUUUUAUGUUCUUUCUCCUCUCUCUCUCUUUCACGCUCUCUUUUCUCUCUUUCACUCCCUCUUUUCUCUCUCUCACCCUCUCCUUUCUCUCAUUCACUCCCACUUUUCUCUCUUUCACUCUCUCAUAUCUGUCUUUCAUUCUCUCCUUUCUCACUCUCUCGUUCUCUCCUUUCUCUCUCCCACUCUAUACUUUCUCUCUUUCGGGCUCCCCGUUCUCUCUCUCACUCUAUGCUUUCUCUCUUUCACUCUCUCCUUUCUCUCUUUCACUCUUUCCUACUCUCUCCCACUCUGUCUUUUCUUUCACUCAUUCCUUUCUCUCUUUUACUACCUCUUUGCUUUCUUUCACUCUCUUCUUUCUCUCCUACCCAACUUCCACUGCUAUCUUCUGAUUCUGUUGCUCCUCCUUCUCAGUUCCUUUCUAUCUCCCUCGUUUCCUCACUCGCUAUUUGACUGA
Acanthosepion pharaonis is the source of this 1386-nucleotide messenger RNA. The record is from the annotation of a GenBank genome assembly. Lineage: Eukaryota; Metazoa; Mollusca; Cephalopoda; Sepiida; Sepiidae.